AUGAGCCUUGUGAACGAGCCACCGACGACGCGGUAUUACGACUUUGCGGUUGAGGAGGCGAUGGGUGCGCCAGACGGGGUGGAGAAGCUGAUGCUCGUCGUGAACGGGAUGUAUCCGGGACCUACGAUCGAGGCCAACGUCGACGACAGGAUCGUCGUGAACGAACGGACAAACUACUACGACGGCACCGACGCCAUCACACAGUGGGAUCCCCCGGGCGAGUGGAUGGUCUACAACUUCACGUUGACAACUGGAUGGGAAGCACAUGGUGGCACGCCCUACACCGACGGCAUCACCGGCGCGCGUAAGUCCUCUUCCUCGUUCACGGCGGACCGUCGAUCAGUCCGCCGAUAUCUUAGUCUCGAUUCGACGGACGAACGUGCUGACGUGCCUGGUUCCGUUGGCAGUGGUGGUACACGGCCGGAACGAGUCCGUGCCUGCAUACGACGAGGACCUGGUCAUCCAGAUUUCCGACCUGUACCACGGUUCUCCCCGGAACUAUUGGAGUACUACUUCAUCCCUGGGGGUAUCGACGGCACGCCCGGUAAUGAGCCUGUGCCCGAUGGCGGUACCAUCAACGGCGUAGGCCAAUACGGCUCGCACAACACCUCGUUCUUCAACUUCACCCUCCAGCCGGACACGACAUACCGACUCCGCAUCAUCAACCCCGGUACCUUCGUUCCGCUCGCGUUCUCCGUCGACGGGCACACCCUGACCGUCAUCGAGGGCGACGGCACCCCCGUUGAGCCCGUCGAGGUCUCCAGCGUGUCCGUUGCGGUCGCACAGCGCUACUCCGUGCUCCUCAGGACGAACCAGACCGCGGGCGCGUACUGGAUGCGCGCGGCGCUCGACACCACCCAAUUCACGUACGACAACCCGGGAUGCCAGACCGAGAUCCGCGGCGUCAUCCGGUACGGGGUGGACGGCGACGCGAUGCCAGACGUGGCCCUCCUGGAUAACCCGCCUGCGCCCCGAGCGGCUCGCCUGGAGAGCUGGACGAACCGAUCUCGUGCCCGCUAA
Fomitopsis serialis is the source of this 1020-nucleotide messenger RNA. Its product is annotated as Cupredoxin. Lineage: Eukaryota; Fungi; Basidiomycota; Agaricomycetes; Polyporales; Fomitopsidaceae. The record is from RefSeq and is a predicted model, not a curated record. Gene Ontology annotation, molecular function: oxidoreductase activity; copper ion binding. Bases 1 to 1020 code for a protein of 339 amino acids. The transcript has 9 exons.